AUGCCAAAGAAGAAAGACAAAAGCAGCGGAGAGAAAACGGACGAAAGCAGAAAAGCAAAGAAGAAAGAAAGUUCGUCGACUCUGGCAGAGAAAGCCCAGUCUGAGGACAGAGGGACGGAGUUUUACCUGACGCAGAUCAGACACCUGGAGCAGCAGCUGGAGCGAUAUCAGCACAAAUGUGACGAGCUGGAGGUGCAGAGGAGGGACUUUGACUCCCGGUACGACACGCUGCAGAGGGACAAGAGGGACGUGGUGGAGUAUCUGAAGCGCUCGGUGGCGCAGAAGGAGGACGAGCUGGACGAGCUGUCGGAGCGGCUGCAGGCCCUGCAGAGUGCCACCCGGCAGGAGAGGGAGUCACUGCAGCUGCAGCUGAGCCAGGCAGGACAGCAGCUGCAGGACAGAACCGACCAACUGUCCGCCGAGAACAUGAAGCUCGCGGGGAAGCUGGCUGACCUGGAGGAGUUUCGGGAGCAGAAGGAGCGGCUGCUGUCGGAGCUGGCGUCUCUGGAGAAGCAGCUGGCCAAUCAGAAGGAGGAGCACAGCGCCGCCGUCCUGAGCCUGGAGAGGAACGCGCUGCUGGAGAACGACAGGCUGAAGAAGGAGAUGCACAGCCACGUGGCGGCCAUGGCGGCAGAGCUGCGGGACAUGACGGAGAAGCGGAUGCCGCAGACGACCGUGCGGGCGAUCCGGGAGAACGCGGCGGUGCGUUCGCGGCUCAGCCAGCUGUCGGAGCAGAUCCACGUCCUGCUGCAGGAGAACGAGGCGCUGCGGGGCCGAGAGAGGCAGCUCCGCCUCGACGUGUCCGUCCUGGAGCCGCUGCUCGACCAGCUGACCGCCAAGAGCCGCAGCCACCAGAAGGUGGCCGAGCAGCUGACAGAAAAGUGCCAGCAGCUGCAGGCGGAGCUGGCGAAGGACCGAAGCUCCGCCCAGCAGGAACGCCAGCAGCUUCAAACCGAGCGCACCACCCUGCUGGCUGAGCUGGACGCACUCAGACGGGAUCACGCCGCAGCGCUGGAGGAGAGCCGCGGAAACGGAGCGGAGGCUGAUCGCCGGGGGGCGGAGCUACAGGAGGAGAGGAGGAAGAGGAGCCGGCUGGAGCGCACGGUGCAGGAGGCGGCCUUCGCUCUCAACCAGGCUCUGACGGACGCUCCAGCAGAGGACGAGUCGCGGGAGGACGCUGCCGUCCGGUGGAAGCAGACGGUGCAGAAGCUGCUGGGUGUUCUGGACGGCGCCGCCCUGCUGGACACAAACAGCGAGCGACUGCCAGAGAGGCAGAGCUGCAGCUCCACAGCAGCCAGAGCAGGAGCCCUGCAGGAUCCAGUCCUGAGGUCCCAGGUCGAGCUGCCCCGCUACAGACCGGGCGACCUGCCGACUCUGAGAGACAUCAUCGCCCCGACCAAGACGGGACGUCCCACCAGCCGCACCCGCCGGCUUCUCCACAGUAAACCGUCCAGCCAGAGGACAGCCGGCUGCCCCGACCCGUCUGCCCCGGCUCGCCCCGCACCAAACCCCUCCACCAAGCCCUGAGGACGGACCAGCACCUGCCUGUUCUGCA
Molecule: messenger RNA, 1555 nt
Organism: Myripristis murdjan (pinecone soldierfish)
Lineage: Eukaryota; Metazoa; Chordata; Actinopteri; Holocentriformes; Holocentridae
Gene: cfap157
Product: cilia and flagella associated protein 157
Exons: 9
Coding region: 1-1527 (508 amino acids)
Biological process (GO): sperm axoneme assembly
Cellular component (GO): ciliary basal body; cilium
Molecular function (GO): microtubule binding
Source: RefSeq, a predicted model, not a curated record